This is a messenger RNA of Ostrea edulis (European flat oyster), 878 nucleotides long. Its product is annotated as piercer of microtubule wall 1 protein-like. Gene Ontology annotation, cellular component: axonemal microtubule. Bases 89 to 394 code for a protein of 101 amino acids. The record is from RefSeq and is a predicted model, not a curated record. Gene Ontology annotation, biological process: axoneme assembly. The transcript has 4 exons. NCBI's taxonomy places the organism in Eukaryota, Metazoa, Mollusca, Bivalvia, Ostreida, Ostreidae.
CGAGAUUUUAUAAUUCGGAAGUGACGUAAGGUCAUAGCAACCAAGAUUGCUUGUACUGUAGUUUCGACGUUGCACUGAGAACUUUAAGAUGGCAAACCAAUCUCAGGCUGGAACAGGCGGUGUCCCUGCAAACGCCAAAACGUCGGAAUUCUACAAAACAGAAAACAUCCCCAACAGAUUUGAAAAUCCAGAAUGGUUUCAAGGAUAUGGAGGUAAACCUCAGCAUGCAAUGUACAGGACCAGCUCAUCGGAUUAUGGAGCAAAAGCCCCAUCUGUUCAUACCAUGCCCACCACUUUCCACGCUAGGUCACAAAAAUUUUCUUUGCACUUAGGAACUUGUGGGAUGUACCGGAAUCACUCCCUGAAUACUGCCCCUGACCAGAGCCGGGUCUGAUGAUAUCUGUAGCUCAACUGCUAUCUAUUGUGUGUCUUCAUUACAUAUCGAACACUUGCAAUUCAAAACCCUCUGAUGUUAAACUCAUUUUUUCAGAUUGUGGAGGGAAGUGUUAUGUUUUAAUUUCUACUGCCCCACAAUUCAAAUCUUAUCAUAUUUCACAGGAGUUUUACAAAGAUUUUCAAUACACUAUUCAUAGAUUCAGACACUUGGUAUUGUGUUCUAAUUUGCCUUUCUUUUAGUUUGUUUAGUCCUAUUCAUAGUUUAAAAAGACAUCCAGAUACUUAAAGAUUAGCGUGUUAUACUGAAUCAAGAGAAGGUGAAGUGGAGAAUUGAACAUGUUUUUAUUUAUGUUUGUGUAUUUUUGUGUUUGAAUAUCGUUAUCUGUAUUUUGAAUGAUUCUUGUGUGAAACAGAGGAUCUUUGUCUUUAUGUGAAUAAUUAAAUCAGAUUUGUUAAUCAAAUAAAUAUAUUACAUAUCUGAA